Molecule: messenger RNA, 891 nt
Organism: Acaulospora morrowiae
Lineage: Eukaryota; Fungi; Glomeromycota; Glomeromycetes; Diversisporales; Acaulosporaceae
Source: the annotation of a GenBank genome assembly
AUGCAAGGCUUGGUAGACUACGAUUCCUCUAGUUCGGACGAGAGUCAAGGGUCAGUAAAAAAUGCGUGUGCAAGUAAAACAGAGAGUAAGACCGGUAAUUCCAGGAAUUCGGGUAUAGUCAGCGUGGAUAACAUCUAUAUGACUAUUGAUAGUGGAAAAAGAAAGUCGGAAACAGAGGAUGAGGAUUCAAGAACGAGUAAAAGACGAGAGCCAAAGAAAUUACCACCUUUGCCGCCAGAAUUCUUGAGUCUUUAUCAAGAUAAAAAGUAUGUGGAUAACCCAGAAAUACAUCAAGGUCGAAUUAGAGCUACACCGCAUGUGGAAGGGAACUGGGCCACUCAUGUGUAUAUGGAAGUCAUGUUACCUGAUGAAUUUAAAGAUUUAAUUCAUGAAAUUAAGACUUGUGCUCAAAACAUUGUCAAUGAUGGAGGUGUUAAUAUCUAUUCAUGUAUUGAUGGAGAUUCAAAAUUGCAUAUCAGUUUAUCAAGACCUUUAUUCUUAAAGUAUUUUCAAAUCGACCAAUUUUGGGAUAAAUUACAAAAAGGCUUCGCAAAUGAGAAAAGGUUUACGUUGUCAUUCACUGAACUUGAGUAUUUUGUGAAUGACGAGGAAACAAGGUCGUUCCUUUCAUUCAAAGUUGGUAGAGGAGUUAAUGAGUUAAAGGAAUUACUAAAACAUGUCAAUAAGGUGGCAAGGGAUUUUCGACAAAAAGAAUUUUAUACGAACCCAUACUUUCAUGCGAGCAUUCUGUGGUCGGUAGGCGGAUCGACGAUUGACGGUUCAUUACGAGACGCAAUCAAGGAGACAGGAUAUGAGUCAAUUAUAAGAGAAUUCAUAUUUAUCAUAGAUAGAAUGAACUCAAAUAACGCAUUGAAACGUAAUCAAAUAUAA